AUUUCCGUAAUCUUCAAAAGGUAUUUUCACUUGUGGUGUCUUUUCAGGUACUGAAUUAUGCAGCAUACAAAAUUUGAUUGAAGGAGAUUCAUUUAAAUAUUUAUUAUUUCAAAAUUCGCUUUGAAGUUUAACUCAAGAUUUAUCCAGGUCAGGAUCACAAGUGUAUUAAAAUAUUGUAAAAAGGAAAUUGGCUUGUGUUGCCAGGUGAGAAAAAUGACGUUAAAAAUGUAUUGGAGCAUUUUCCUUACUUUAUACAUUUUCUUGCCCGCUGUUGUUGGUCAGUGUCCACCAGGCUGUAGCCAAUGUGUACCUGGAGAUAUCGCAGUCUGUGCCUCAGUCUGUCCGUCUAAAGUUCAAUUACCAACAGACAUUACGACGUAUGUCCAAACAGGACGAGGAGCCUGUAAUGUCACGCCAACGUGGCUGUUAAAAACGGAUGAUUUUAUUCCUUACACAAACCUUCAAAAUGUAAGCAUUACACAUUCUAAUGUCCUUAGUUUCGAUAAUACAGAUCCACCAUUUGAACAUUUAAAGAAUCUCAAGUCUCUUUCACUGGCACACAACAUAUUCAGGACAAUUGAUAAACAAUUUAUAAAUCUAACAACAUUAGAAGAUUUGGACUUGAGUUACAAUUUUAUAGGAAUAAUGCAAGAUAGAUCUUUGUCAUCGCUGAUAUACUUAAAAAGUUUAAACUUAGAACACAAUCGGAUUAAUAGUUUAUCCAGUGAAAAGUUCUCAGGACUAGACAGUUUACAAAACCUUGUACUGUCACAUAAUCCUAUCUCUUCCAUUGACACGGACACCUUCCAACAAUUACAAAAUAUUGAAACUAUAAAGCUACAAGAUGCCCAAAUCAAAAGCAUAGACCCUGGAUGGUUCCAUGGUCUCACAAGAUUAAAACAUAUUGACCUUUCCAACAAUUCUAUAUCGUCCAUCAAUGAUGACAGUUUUGUUGGUACGGCUUUAGAUGACCUGGACUUAUCUUAUAAUCAUCUGACAUCAGUUCCAGUCACUGCCAUUCAACGUUCUUCUCAAUUUUUAAUUAAACUAUCACUUGCUCACAAUCAAAUAGCAAGUAUUUCUAACUCGGAUCUCAAAGACUUUACUUUUGGAACUUUAGAUCUAAGUGACAACCAAAUAACUCAUAUUUCUAAAGACUUGUUUGAUAAUGUCAACAUUGUGGAGACCAUUGAUCUCAGCGGCAAUCCAAUAACAAGUAUUGAUGACGGCGCACUAACACAACUGCAACUGGCACAGAAACUUGUUGACCUUAGCAACACCAACCUAAUGUCCUUACCAAGGUCAACAGAGAACUGGUUGGCUUCUACAUUCACAACAGUAAACCUGAACAAUACAAACUGGCAAUGUGACUGUGCUAUGCUCUGGUUUGCAAGAAUAACUUCAAAGACAAACAUUGUCUCACCAACAUGUGCAGCCAGUACUAAAUAUGCUGGUCAGCUUGUGUCUAUUGCUGUCCAGCAGUUAGAGAAAGACUGCAUGACUACAACAGCAAAGACAAAGAGAACAACAACACCAAAGAAUAACAAAUUAACGAGAACAAAAAAUACAUCUACGACAAUAAAAGACAAAUCUACUACACCUAAAACAACCAAAGUGACUAAUAAACACUUUUCAAAGUCACAAAAACCAACUACACUAACCACAGACACGACACAGACAAUCACGCCAGUAAGUACAACAGCCUUCACAAAAAUGAAAAGAACAACAACUGGAAAAUCAACGGCAUCAUUGAAAACAAAAGAGUUCAGAACGAUGACAUCAACAACACAAAAGACGACAGUAACAUCACCUACACCAAGCUCAACCUCAAAAACCUCAAAUCCCACAAAUAAAGCCUUACCGGCAUCAAGUACUACAGCAACAUUACCAAGUACAACAACACCGACUACAUCAGUUUCUAGCUCUACAGUAACAUCACCAAGUACAACAACACCGACUACAUCAGUUUCCAGCUCUACAUCAACAUCAAGUACAACAACACCGACUACAUCAGUUUCAAGCUCUAUAUCAACAUCAAGUACAACAACACCGACUACAUCAGUUUCAAGCUCUACAUCAACAUCACCAAGUACAACAACACCGACUACAUCAGUUUCAAGCUCUACAUCAACAUCAAGCACAACAACACCUACUACAUCAGUUUCCAGCUCUACAUCAACAUCACCAAGUACAACAACACCGACUACAUCAGUUUCCAGCUCUGCAUCAACAUCACCAAGUACAACAGCACCAACUCACACACCAACAACUACAACUCACACACCAACAACAUUCACUCCAUUAGAUCCUCAUGGAGUUACUCAGCCUAGAGUAGACUGUGAGAAAAUAUCUACCUCAACAUUACCACCAACUUCAAGCGAGAACAUCAAAAGCACAAAGUGCGAUCAAAGUACCACGGCGAGCACAGCCUCGACUACAGACCCUACAGCAACGACGACAACGACUACCGUUGGUUCCACAACAGUAAUUACGGUAACAACGCCCACUGCGACCAUUGUCACCACGAACACUCCAGUUGCUACGACCACAACCGUUGUAGUAGUAGCGCCAACACCAGCGACAACGAAAGCCAAUGACGCUUGUACUGCAGCUUAAGAUCUGAACACCCGCUGGUGUCCAAAACCAAAAUGUCUGGGCUGAUAAACUAUAUCCCAAACUGAAAAUUAGUUGUUGUUUUUUUUCUCCAAAUAAUUUGUCAAAAAUUCAUUACCUUAAGACCUUAUGUAUUGUAAUCAAAUGUGUGUACCAAACCAUACUAACAUCGACCACAGCUAAUAACACACACUCACACACAGACAAGCGAUUCAGACUUUACAACAAAAUAAUGAUGCAUCCCCAUAUUCAACCUUCAUUUCACAGAUCCAAACUGAACACAUUAUUAUGUUAAAAAGAGGCUGACAACAUAUAGGCAGAGAGAGAGACAACUUUGGCGAAGAAAUUUAUUACGCUAAUCAUGAUUUAGCCAAUAUGAAUAUGCCUGCAGGUAGCAAUUUUAAGAAAAACUUUGCUGUACAUUUUAGUUUGAAAGAAUGUCUAUACGUUUGAAUUAUGUUCCAGAAAUAUAAAUAUAUAAAAUUAUCUGCAUGUACAAAUGUUCAGAUAAAUGCUGAUACUAAGUUGUCAUUUUUUCAUUUGUAAAACAUAGAAACUGUACAACCAGUGUCUAGAUGUCUAGCUUUCGAAAAGCUUGCAAACAAGGUGAUUUGUAAUAAUCUUCCUAUCAUGUGUUAUCUAUGCAUUGCACGAGUCUGCAAAAUUUAAAAUACAUUAGCGAAACCUCUAUUUAUAUAUUUAAAAAGCUUAGAGUUGUACAGCUUUACCUCUAAAUCAUUAUGUUGUUGCUGCUUUCUAUUCACUGCACUACAGCAUAAUAUUCAUGUCUUAUAUACUAAAUGUGAAUUGCAUGUAAUGCUUAAUAAUAAAAGAGAAUGUUUCAAUAA
Biomphalaria glabrata is the source of this 3461-nucleotide messenger RNA. RefSeq lists its product as uncharacterized. The transcript is spliced from 2 exons. The record is from RefSeq and is a predicted model, not a curated record. The coding region runs from base 214 to 2616 and encodes 800 amino acids. Gene Ontology annotation, molecular function: protein binding. Lineage: Eukaryota; Metazoa; Mollusca; Gastropoda; Planorbidae.